GUUUAUUUCCUUCAGUGACUGCUGCGAACGUCGCAUAGCAUAUUGAACUUCCGUAACGCACCACGUGAGCGGCAGACAUGCUAGCCCGAUACAUAACAUGCACUGCUGUGGCUUCAAUACACUGGACGUUUUAUUUCUAAGUCGAAAGCUGCACUCCAUGGCACGCCUUCAGGAAUGGGGGCAAGGAUGCUGGACUAGUAUUUCUUGACGUGCCGACUCCAGGAAAACUGUAAGUGCCGAGCAAGUGGUGUGGAAGCGUAAGCAGCAUCAUCAGGUGGUCACGAUGGGGGCGUGGUCCGGAAUGACGAUCUAAGUAAAUGUUGCGAAGCAGCUUAUGCGCCCUCUAAAAUGAGCGUCUUGAAGGGAAUUCUUAUUGAAAAUCCUGGGUGCGUAAGCUGGCUUAGAAUUCUUGCUGUUUGUUAAUUGACGAACUACGCGAUGACAUUCGCUGAACCUUGAAGCUUUCCAAGAAACGAGCACCUCUGUUAUGGCUGAAGGAUUCCCUGGUACUGAACAUGGCCCGACCCAUGCUGCUGUACACGAAGAUGAGGAGCACACUGGCGAAGACGGCGACAAGCGUCUUACCCUGUCGGACGACAUCGCGAAAAGUAUCUUAGAGUCUGAAGAGUGGCCCUCUUAUGUAGAAAGACUGCGACAGGCCUGCGACGACGAUGAAAACACCGAAGGGCUGCUGCUGGCAGGAAGGUUCGGCCGACAGUACCCGCUCUGGAAUGGCAAUCAGCGUAUUCUGGACAACGCCGAUCCACCACUUGCAACGGGCUGCCUCGACGUUGAGGCUAACCUGCCUUCUCCGUUCCUGAGAGCCGACGAUCCGCUGCCGGUGACAUCGAACAACAGCUUCCGGGCUGACGACGCAAGCGCCCCUAACUCCUUACUGCUACAAUACGGCUCGCAUAAGAGCGUUUCAGACUGUCGUGAAGCGACGUCGUUCACGCCUGACCGCUACAGUAGGUCAUCCCCGAGGUCUGCGUUCUUGACGCCUCCGUGCAAGCCCCCCAAAAAACUCGAUAUCAUCGCAGAAAACAAGGUCAGUCGAGAACGAAAGCAAUCGGCGUCAUCUAAGCCACUCGGAACCCCCGGAGCCUCCGAAUUGCGGUUUCUGUUAGGACGAUCAGGCAGCCGGAACUCUGAAUCAUGUUCAUGCGCCAAGGGCCCGAUAACAUCAAAGAACUCAAAAGAGUGGUCGCGUGACAUUGAACAGUUUCGCGCUGCUCUGAUUAGUUCGGGAUCUUCUGGCGAGGGCGACUUGUUCAAGUCUUCCUUUCGCAUAAGCAAGAGUGGCAGCUCCAUCUUGGCCUUAGAGCGACUAUUUCUGGAAGUCGUCGAAGCAUCAAGCCAACACCAAUUAUGCUUAGCGCAGAUUCAAGGAGACAUUCGCUGCGGGCUGCCACCGGCCGCAGUCGGAGAUGAUUCCAACGCGCCCCGCCGGGAAGUAAUAGUCUCUAGUGCCAAGGGCAAGGGACUUCCCCUGCAGCGCCUCGGCAGAGGAGCAUUCGGCAGGGUUUUCGGAGUUCACAUCAAAGGGCGCCUGGUGGCCGUCAAGGACGUGCGCAACGUUGACGAACCCAGCGAGCGGAACGCGUCGCAGCUCGUGCACCGGCACGUGGUACGCACCCUUUGUGUGGCGCCUCUGGAGCCGCGUCGCUUCCUAGUGGUGAUGGAAUACGGAGGCCCGCACACUCUCCAGCAUCUGUUGGACGAGCGUGGCCCGUUGGGCACCUUCGACAUCUGCCGAUUUGGCCGCCAGCUAACAUCGGCGCUUCAUUAUUGCCACCGCAACAACGUGUUGCACCUGGACGUCAAGCCAAGCAACGUGCUGGUUCACAAUGGAGACUGCAAGCUGGCCGACUUCGGGAGCAGCGCGACCCGCGGUUCCCAGCCCAAGGUCUGCGGAACAGUGCAGUACAUGGCUCCAGAAGUCCUCUUAGGCCAGCGGCCGGAGUUUAGCGCCGACGUCUAUUCGCUAGGCGUUGUCCUCUGGCAGAUGCAGUCCGGCGUGAGGCCCUUCGAUGGCCUUCAUCAGCACGCUGUUAUGUUUCAGGUGGUGCGCCUCCGACUAAGACCGAGGUUCCCGGAAAACAACGGGGCAGCCGAGCUUCAGGAUCUGGUGAAACGCUGCUGGAGCCACGAGUGCGAGGAGCGUCCCAGCGUGGGCGCUGUGCUUUUGGAGCUGAGCGCGCUUCACAAGGCGACACUCAAGAGCCGCUCUCGGCUCGAAUGACCAGUGCUGAACCUUUCCAAACCACUGCUUCGCCGAUCCAGUUCUCCCCAACAACGCGGCAGUAUUGAGGCACACCACUGAGACAAACUGCGUCGAAUAGGUCGAAAUGCUGCUCGGUGAAAGUGCCUAUGUCGUCGCAUUUGAACGCCUGGCAAGCACAUAUCUGCUUAGCUAACUGCAUCUCCUGCCGCCUGAUAUUCGCCUCAUUUGCUGGCGUGUAAAAAUCCAAUGGCAACCUGCAGCAUUUACAAGCAGUUUGUUUGUGUAGCCGUCACAAUAGCACUUGCAUUUCUUAUCGCUUGAAAAAAAAAAAAAACUGGAUAUCCGGCAUGCGCGAUGUACGGAAGACAUUUCAGCCUCACUGGGAGUGAUGUCGCGCCAGGCUAACAAGGCUUGAGCUGAUGUGCUCCCUGAUUCUCAUUCAUUAGAGGCUAAACCUGACUUUUUCCAACUCUGCAGAAAAAUGAGACCACUCCUUCCUAAUGCUCGUAGAUAUUUUCACUAAAGUAAGAGAAAAAUAUUCGCAUCGAAUCAAUACAAAGCUGUUCUGUGCCUAGUUUAACCACACGAUGAGUGAUUACUCUAGGACUUCACUUUGUUUCUUCGGUGAAAAAAUUCAGCCAAUCAAUACUGCCGACCUUGCCGUCGCGUUAACUUAUAACCACACAAAAUGGAUCACAGCUGCGAGUAGAAAGCUUGCACUACAAGACAGUGCCAAUAACCUCGAUGCACGGUGGACAAACGCCAAUGUGUAUCCGCCGCGCGCGGUUUUUAAUUGUUGAGCGCGAUAAAUGGACGCCGAACAUCCUACUCAUAUUUUAUAUUGACUUUCUUGCGCUUCAUCACAACGUUCUUCACGCUUUUAAUUUAAGACACAUUUCUUUGAGUCUACAUAUCAUGUCCCAUGUUGGCAUUAUUUACGGAUUAUUGCGCCCAUCACUUGAUGCACCUGCCCUCUCCGCCAGCACACUCCCACCUGAACUCUUCCGCUGCAAAUCACGAAGCUGUGGUGGAGUUUGCUAAAACGGUGUGCGCCUCGUAUUUCUACUCAUCCGCAGGUGUGUCGCUCUCAUUUCGUAAUGGCAUGGGCAUGAACACUUUCUAAGUUGCGAUUUUGUCAUGCGGUGCAUGAGCGCGUUGAUUUAUACUGUUGCCCGUGUUACGAACAGUGAUAAACUUCUGCACGUGUUUUUAAUCUUGACGCAUAUCGUGAAUAAACUCUUUACCCGUA
This is a messenger RNA of Dermacentor albipictus, 3473 nucleotides long. RefSeq lists its product as uncharacterized. Gene Ontology annotation, biological process: signal transduction; positive regulation of MAPK cascade; negative regulation of metaphase/anaphase transition of meiotic cell cycle. Lineage: Eukaryota; Metazoa; Arthropoda; Arachnida; Ixodida; Ixodidae. Gene Ontology annotation, molecular function: protein kinase activity; ATP binding. The record is from RefSeq and is a predicted model, not a curated record. Gene Ontology annotation, cellular component: cytoplasm.